Molecule: messenger RNA, 2949 nt
Organism: Mastomys coucha (southern multimammate mouse)
Lineage: Eukaryota; Metazoa; Chordata; Mammalia; Rodentia; Muridae
Gene: Polm
Product: DNA polymerase mu
Exons: 11
Coding region: 253-1737 (494 amino acids)
Biological process (GO): double-strand break repair via nonhomologous end joining
Cellular component (GO): nucleus
Molecular function (GO): DNA binding; DNA-directed DNA polymerase activity
Source: RefSeq, a predicted model, not a curated record
CCUUCAAGGCCUGCGAAACCAUAGGGGCUUUCUCCGAGAGGAGUUCAAAUAGAAGAGUCCUCGGGCGUUAUUUGCUUAGAGCUGAUGCUUCAGUAGGGAAGUCUAAAGCAUCCUAGAGGGCGUCUCGUUUGCAUAGAGCAGACACCACUUCCUCCCUCCGCAGGCUUCCUUCCUCGCUGUCCCUCCGCCUUCUUUCCUGACCCUGCUUUCCUUCGCUCUGCGGCCUCCCGUGCCUCCUGAGUCGCUGCCCUGAUGCUUCCGAAGCGACGGCGAGUGCGAGCUGGGUCCCCACAAAGCGCUGCAGCCUCCUCCACGCCGCCAGCGGCGCGCUUCCCGGGUGUGGCCAUCUACCUAGCGGAGCCGCGAAUGGGCCACAGUCGCCGGGCCUUCCUCACGCGCCUGGCGCGGUCCAAAGGCUUCCGCGUCCUAGAUGUCUACAGCUCAGAGGUGACCCAUGUGGUGAUGGAGGGGACCUCAGCCAAGGAGGCCAUCUGCUGGCAGAAGAACAUGGAUGCUCUUCUCCCAGGGUGCCCGCAGCCAGCUCUCCUAGAUAUUAGCUGGUUUACAGAGAGCAUGGCAGCUGGACAGCCUGUCCCUGAGGAGGCCCGGCACCGCCUGGAGAUAGCUGAGCCCAGGAAGGAGCCCCCAGUCUCAGUGUCCAUGCCAGCUUAUGCCUGUCAGCGCCCCUCACCUCUCACACACCAUAACACCCUCCUCUCAGAGGCUCUGGAGACGCUGGCAGAGGCAGCGGGUUUCGAAGGCAACGAAGGUCGUCUUCUCUCCUUCUGCAGAGCAGCCUCGGUGCUCAGGUCCUUCCCCUGCCCUGUCACCUCUUUGAGCCAGCUGCAAGGGCUGCCUUACUUUGGAGAACACUCCUCUAGAGUCAUCCAGGAGCUGCUGGAGCAUGGAACAUGUGAGGAGGUGGAACAAGUCCGUUGCUCGGAAAGGCACCAGACCAUGAAGCUCUUCACCCAGGUCUUUGGAGUUGGGGUGAAGACUGCCAGCCGCUGGUACCAGGAAGGACUACGAACCCUGGAUGACCUCAGAGAGCAGCCCCAGAGACUGACCCAGCAGCAGAAAGCAGGGCUCCAGUAUUACCAGGACCUGAGCACUCCGGUUAGGCGAGCUGACGCUGAGGCUCUGCAGCAGUUGGUAGAGGCAGCUGUGAGUCAGAUCCUGCCCGGAGCCACUGUCACACUGACUGGCGGUUUCCGAAGGGGGAAGUUACAAGGUCAUGACGUGGACUUCCUUAUCACCCAUCCCGAGGAAGGCCAAGAAGUAGGGCUGCUUCCCAGAGUGAUGAGCUGCCUCCAGAGCCAGGGACUCGUCCUGUAUCACCAAUACCAUCGCAACCACUUAACAGACUCCACCCACAUCCUGCAGCGGAGCUCCACCAUGGAUGCUUUUGAGAGGAGUUUCUGCAUCUUGUGCUUGCCACAACCCCAACAGGCAGCUUUAGAGGGGGCCCUGCAUCCCUGCCCAACCGGGAAAGCUGUGAGGGUGGAUCUUGUGGUCACGCCCAACAGCCAGUUCCCCUUUGCCCUUCUGGGCUGGACUGGCUCCCAGUUCUUUGAGCGGGAGCUACGGCGGUUUAGCCGGCAAGUGAAGGGGCUGUGGCUAAACAGCCAUGGGCUGUUCGAUCCUGAGCAGAAGAGAGUUUUCCAUGCAACUUCUGAGGAAGAUGUUUUCAGACUCCUGGGCCUCAAGUACCUUCCUCCAGAGCAAAGAAAUGCCUGAACUGAGAAAUGCCUGCUGGCUGCCACACCCGUCCAUGAAAAAUAGGAGGGGCAGCUACCUCAUGCUUGACCAGGAAUGUCUCCAGACAGGAGCAUUGCCACCGCAUGGCCUCACCUGUGCAAAUGGAGUUUUCAUCUCCUGGGACAUUGGUAGAGUGUGACCCCGAGUCAGCUCAACUUUUCAACCUCCACAUACCUCACAGAGAGGGGCUUUUAGCAGUUCACACAUUAUGGACCUAUGGCAGCGUCUGAAGCCUUGCUUCUGGUCCCACUGUGGUUGCUGUGUCUGCUGCAGAGUACCCCAUUCAGUGUGCCAGAAAAGAGACCUACUAUGUCCCUGCACUGGGCUUGACAUGGGAAGUAUCCUUCCGGCAAUGAGGUGCUGCACAGGAGUGAGACACCUGCCCGAGUGCUGUGUUUCAGUAGAAGGUGGCCCAGGACAGCAACCUCCAGUGUUGACACCUCCACCCGCAGACCUGGGUACCUGUACUGGACUUCAUGAGCAGCGCAGCUCCAGAAUCGACUACGGUCUUCUAUCCUUAGCUACCAAUCCCCUCACACUCCGGCCUAGGGCUAGCCUGGCCUGCCUACCCACAAUCCCCUGUGCAUCCACAGCCCCAGCAGUGCCUUCUGGGAGGGCUGGGUCUUAGAACAGAGACUGUAGCUCAGCCUGGCAGCUGGAAGUACUAAAGCUCAGCAGGAUCAGUGGGCAGCAGCAGAGCGGUGGUCUUCCAAUCCUGAGAUUGUGAGGUGCGGGUUUCCUGGUCCUGCUUCUUCAAGACAUGUGCUGCUCUGCCACUCCUAACAGCCCUGCAGCAGUUCCGAACCUCCAAUCCUCAUGCAGGCCUGUGGCCCUGCAGUCCUCGGGCAGGCCCUAUGGCUCUGCUGUUCCUCUUAUCUCUUCCAGUCUCAGCUGUACCGCUCCAGUUAAGCCUCCCCUCCACUUACCCAGUUCACUCCUGGUUCCUGUUUGCUGGCUCUGUGUGACCAACUUCUUCACCUUCUCUGGGCUGGAAGCACUGAAGUGGGCUGGUCACAGUGUCCUCAUGUCUCCAAGUGCCAAGGGCUCUAAAGGCCCUUGCCUUAUUGUACACUUAGGGCCCACUGUCCUUACCUCCUUCAGGACCUGACAGAUGCGGACCUCCUAGAUCAAUCAGCAGAUUAACAAGUAUUUUAAAAAUUAAUGUUCAAUAAAGUAGAUUAUUUUUUUGGA